ACUUGGGAUGCAGCUUUGGCAAGGACUGCAAUGGCAUGGGCAAGAAAAUGUGUUUUUAAACAUAAUGUAUACUUAACGGAGAGAUAUCAGUGCCAUCCUAAUUUCACAUCUGUUGGAGAGAAUAUUUGGAUUGGAAGUGUUCAAGCAUUUAGUGUUGCUGGUGCCAUUAGAUCGUGGUAUGAUGAGGUCGCAUUCUAUGUUUUUAAUGUUCAUAAAUGUUCUAAGAUCUGCGGUCAUUACUUUCAGGUUGUUUGGGACUAUUCAUAUAAAAUAGGCUGUGCUGUUACUCUGUGUAACAAAGUUGGAGGAAUACAAAAUGCAGCAAAUUUUGUUUGCAACUAUGCCAAAAGCAAACCCGGGCCACUUUUGGGGAGUUCAGUUAGCCUGAACUAA
Molecule: messenger RNA, 393 nt
Organism: Nestor notabilis (Kea)
Lineage: Eukaryota; Metazoa; Chordata; Aves; Psittaciformes; Psittacidae
Product: glioma pathogenesis-related protein 1-like
Exons: 3
Source: RefSeq, a predicted model, not a curated record